CAUAAUGCAACAACAACCCAAGGAUAAAUACAGUAUAGGCUACAUGAACAGCUUUCUAAGGAAUAAAGUUAGCAACGGGCAUUUAAACACGGGUAACUUGAAGAAAAGCUCGCAUGGGAUGAUUAAAUUCUAAUCCUUGUAUUUGGAUGAACAGAAGUCAAAGACUCACUUCUCAGCGGACCACCAAGUUCUCCAAGAAUAAGAACAUAAAGAUGACCAACGUUAAAAUGGGUCCCAUGUUCAGCGGGACGAAGGGUCAAGCAAUGCAAAAGGAGUUCUUGUGCGUCGAGCGUCCCCCGCCUGAAGGCGCUGGCUCUUCGGCAAAUGACUCCCAUGCAGCACCUUGGACAGGGCUCGCUCUUUCUAGCGCCGGCUCACUCUCUGCACCCCUCACUAACUCUCUCCUACGGUCAAAAUGGUCCAAGGAAUCAUUAAAUGGUUACCCUGAAUGCAACUCAGUCAAGUCUUUUGGGACGAAAAAAGAGAUGUUAUUCGACACGGGACAUUUAUGCAAAAAGUGCAUCUCUCAUUUCAAUGUCUUGAAAAGGGAAGCGCUGAAACAAGUGAUUGACGGAAACGCUUCUACCAAAGAUCCCAAAUUCUCCACUCGCCUUUAUGAGAGCAUGAAAACACCUACUGUAGAAGCCUGGGGCAACGUGGAGGGACACUGUGGCGUCUGCUUCACUCACUUUAGCCAGCUAAAGCAGGAGGCCAUCCGCACGAUCCUCACCCAGGACCGGGCCAUAUGGGCUGCUCCUACCACUGCCAAUAUCUCAUCCAUAAGCCUAGACACAGGCUCACAAACCCUCCCAAGAACCUCAUGCCACCGUUCUAAUGUCCCAAAGUCCCAUCAGAGUUCCAGCAACGCAGCACCGAAUUGCUGGGUUAAAGGACGUCAACAGUUGGAGGCCCUGUGGCCCCUGUCCCCAUGCAAUGGAGUCAAUUCAGUCUCUCAUAAGUCCUUACAGAGUCCUUUGCAUUCAGAAAAGGCGGAUGAGAAGGACAGCGUGUCCUCUAAAGCACUAUGCAACUACAACGCCUCACAGCCAUCCAGAGCUUCUAGUAUGUCCUCCCUGAUACCUGCAGGAACCUCUGCUGCCUUGUCAUUUGUUACCAGGGCAGUACAAAAGCUGAAUGGAAUGGUUAGGAGAGGGAGGCACUGCUCAGAGAGUGGUGCUUCCCAACACCCAACAAACUUCAGUAGUCUUCUGCAGAAGUCUCCCCCUCCGGUACCAGUGAGCCUUUUGCAGUUAACUAAUAAAAGCAAGGAAACACCUGGGAUGGGGAAGAUCAAAGUAAUGCUGCGAGUCUGUUCGGUUCCUGUGUCAAAGCCCUCCCAGUCACACACUUUUAAAGUGGACCUGCGCAAGAAACAGAUCACAGUGCUGGAUCCAGCCUCCCACAACCCUCAGAGACAGGCUGCUGGCACUGCAGUCUCCCCAAAAACCUUUACCUUUGAUGCUCUCUUUGGCCCUGAUUCAACCCAGGCUGAAGUUUGUGAGAGCAGCUUGUCUGAGUUGCUUCAGUGUGUGGUUGCUGGGACCGAUGGUUGCAUCCUAAGCUUUGGACAAACCAAAGUGGGAAUGUUGUAUACAAUGAUUGGCCAUGAUGGGUGCACCGAAAGCCUUGGAGUCCUCCCUUGUGCCAUCUCUUGGCUUUUCAAGCUCAUUAACAGGAAGAAAGACAAGACAUGGGCAAACAUCUCUGUUUCCGUGUCAGCUGUAGAGGUCUGUGGGGAAAACAAUGCCAUCAGGGAUUUACUCUCUGGUGUUGAAACAGGCAACUGCAAGGACACCUAUAAGACAGAUGCUUACCUCGAAGAAGACCUCAUCUAUGAACAACAGCUUUGCAACCACAGUGUACUAAAUGCUCCAACUCCAGAAAGAGCAGCUUUUCUACUAGAUGCAGCUCUUGCAUCUCGCAGCAGUGGAAUGGUGGACAGUGGAGGGACACCACUGCACAGCUGUCACAUGUUCUUCACCCUGCAUGUUCGCCAACAGCACAUAGGGAGUAGCACUAAAUCUGGGAUGAAAGUGGACCAAAGCAAGCUGAGCCUGAUCUAUUUAGGGAGCUGUGUAGGGGAGAGGGAUGAAAGCAAUUGUGGAAUCUGCCUUGCUGACCUUGGAAAUACUAUCAUAGCCAAGCUCAACAGACAUAAACAUAUCCCUAAUAGUGGAAGUUACUUAGACAUGCUCCUGCAAGACUCUCUGAACAAUAUCAACUGCUCCACCACAAUUAUUGCCCAUAUAUCCACCUCACCCCAAGACCUCACAGAAAGCCUCUGUACAAUGCAGACAGUGUCUCGAAUCCGAAAGCUACAAAAGAAGAUCAGGAAAUCUUCCUCAAGCUCACCGGGAGGAAGAAGCUCAGGCAAUGAGAGGAAAGUCAAUAAAUCCACCAGGCUGAGAACAUUCCAGUCCACUGGAACACUGGAUCAGGAUACUUCCUCUCCUGGUUUCUUUGGUGAUCCAGAAUUUCACCCUGGCAGUAACAAGUCUUGUGAGUCAGUCAUCUCUAUGGAUCCUUUUGGCCUCCUCAAUAAAGAGGAUACAAAUAGAAGCCGAGAGGUUUUGCCUAUUAUUCCGUCCUUACUCAAGAGCAAGUUAGAGUCAAAGAAGCUUUCUCUGAUGAAGCUUUGUGAAAUCUCUCCACCACUUGCCUGUCGCAUGAAACAAACACCAAAAGAAAAGACUAAGGAAGAGUCAAAGCCAACAAUAUUGCAAGAUAAUUUGGAGUCAGAUUUUGAGUGUUUGAAGUGCAACACAUUUGCAGAACUCCAGAAUCGAUUGGGAAACAUAGAUGGAACAGAGUUAUUUGGCAUGGAUAAUGUGAUUAAAGCACCUCAAUCAACUCAAACUGAGAAGAAAUCAAUUUCAUCAGAAGAUCAAGGAUCAAGUGAAUGGGCAUCAAACAGUAUCAGACAGGGAAGCCCUACAAAAAGGGAUGAUAUCAUUCACAACUCUAAUGAAAUGCCACAUGCUGCUGCCAAAUGCGAUUCAGAUAUUGUUCAGACAUGCUCACCAGAGUUAGAUUUUGUGAGGCAGAGUGACCCAGCGCUAUCUGGCCAGUCGCCCAGUAGAUCUAAGCAUCAUGCUGAAAAAAUGGACGUGACAUCGGAAGACCAAAAUAUGUCAUUAGAUGUUACCACAAUUAAACCUGAGACACGAAUUCCUCCCAUUGGCAAGAGUUCAUUUAGAUCUACAUCCUCCUCUUCUUUUUCUUCAUCCUUGUCUGCCAGUUCGGGCACCCCACUGGCUGUUUCUGCAAAUGUGAAUGAAGACAUUCUAAAUUUUACAAUGAAGAACCAACAAGAGAUGAAGGCCACCAUCACUGUGACAGUUCAGCAGCCACUGGAUCUUAAUGGAUAUGAUGAGCUAGUGUAUACUGUGGUUGAAGAAGUAACAAUAAAUGGGGCCACUGAAAAUGACAAGGCAAAAAUAUCAAGUGCUCAUGAUUCACACUCUCUCCAGACUUUAACACAUGGGUGUCAACCUGUCAGGAUUAUCGGGAGUGUAGGUGAAGAACAAACUGUGAGUUUUCAUAGAUCCACCUCUAAUGUGCAAACUUCAGAGACUGAAAUCUCAGUGGCCUUAUCUGAUGCAACUGUCAAUGAGAAUGCACCUGUCCAACAAAAAACAGUCAAUACACGUAUUGACAAGGUAAGCGGCAUCAUUGAUUCAAAAGACCCGCCGCAGUGUGCAACUUGGUCAGAGGUUCCCCUGACUGAAGAUGGACCCAAGGUAACAACUGACCCCAGUUGUAACCAUUCAAUGUACAUUGAGGUCUCAAAGUCCAGACAGAAUGCUUGUGAAAUUCUAACCGAGCAGAGCUGGUUGUGCUUAAGCAAAAAGAAAGACUUCAAGGAUGCCUCAUGUCCACACAUGAACACAGAACAUAAGAAUUCACAAAGUCCAAGAGAAACUGAGAGGAAGCAAUAUAUCUUGAAACAGGAAAUUGUGGAAGGGACCAAAGAUAAUGCUCCACUCCCAUCAACACAUACAAAUAUCCCCAAUACAAAAAAGAAGAAUGUAGAGAAGAAAGAAGGGCCAGGAAUAGUCAGAAGUGCACUGCUAAAUCAGUGGCAGCUUCUGACAAAUGAGAAUAAAACUGACAAAAAAUCUCCUCUUGAGGACAGCAGGAAGCUAUUUAAUGCAAAACUGAAAGCAUUAUCUAGCAGAAGUCAAACUUUUGAUCUGAGCAAUAGUGAGACCUUUUUAAGAUCAACUGGAAGCUUGGAGGGUAUUUGUACCUCGACAAGACUUAAGACCAAACUCCUUGAAGACAGUUGUGGCAUUGAUGUGGGCUCUAAAGGCCUUUUAGAGCGAGAUUAUAUGCCAGCUCAGUCAAAGAGUAUGAACUUGCCUGGUUUUAAAGAAGGCUUUGAGGAGGACUUUGUAAAGUGUCAAGCCAGUGAGAGUCUUGGGAGAGUUCCAAGGUUCUUCCCCAUGCAUGAUGUUGAUGCAGAGGACACAAAUCAGCCAUCCAAAAUCAGUAAGUCUAAGUCAACAGCUGUUAAAAAAUGUACCCCAAGUUUAAAGAUCCACAAAAUGUCAGGUGCUUGUCCCAAGAAUACAAGCUUAUCCCCCAAAUCUACCAGACGCUCAAUCAACAGGAGCACAAGCCUUUCUUAUAAUGAAAUCUCCAACAACCAAAGUUCCUGGUCAACACAAUCCUUAUCUCGAAGUCAGGUGAAAGGUGGUCUUUGUCCCAAGUCCUCUGGUUUAGUGCUGAAAGGAAGAGUUGAACUUUUAAGAAGUAGUGGAGACUCUCUUUCCAGUUUUAGCCAAGGUGGGUCUGAUUUAGAUGAAAGUGAGGAACUGAUGAUGACGAAAACUUUUAAUCACACACUGCCAUCCCCAUACAACCAGAUUACUGCUCCACGUGAAUCAUACCACUGUAGUGGUCAUGCCAGCGAUACCACCAGUGUUCUUAGUGGAGAGCUGCCUCCUGCCAUGUGUAAAACAGCUUUACUCUAUAGCAGGGGCAGUAUGGUCAGUAGUGGUUAUGAAAGCAUGCUUAGAGACAGCGAAGCUACAAUCAGCAGCAGUUCAACACACAACUCCAUCAGUGAUCAGAGCUGCACCCUUGGUGCUGCUAAAGGCACAAGAAGUUCCAAGAAAAGAACCAACAUAGGAUCCAAUUUAAGAUGCUCAUCUAAAGACAACCUCCAGACACUGAAGAGAUCCUUUAGUGGGCCCAAAAUGCACAGGGUGGAUCGGGGUGUUUCUGACUCUUAUGAAAUUAAAGUCUAUGAGAUUGAUAACGUAGAUACUUUACAGAAAAGAGGUGUGGCAGGGAACAAGGGCAUAGUCCACUUUAGUGCAAAGUUGAAAUUCCUGGAGCAUCGACAGCAGAGAAUUGCAGAGGUGAGGGUCAAGUAUAAUGCUCUCAAGAGGGAGUUGGAACAUGCCAAGCAACAUCUGAUGGUGGACCCUGCAAAAUGGACCCAUGAAUUUGACUUAUGGCAAACAUUUGAGGUAGACUCCCUGGAGCACUUAGAGGCUUUGGAGCUGGUCACUGAACGGCUAGAGCACCAUGUUAACCUCUGUAAAGCACAUGUAUUAAUGGUAACCUGCUUUGAUGUUACAACCAAGUGCAGGCAAAAGUUGCGACAUCUGCCCUCUGUAGAUCAUAAAGGGUGCAUAGGAAUAUAGCAUGUGAAGACUGUAGAUGAUCACUUUGUACCUGUUAUGCAAUAUAAUAUGUGUACAAAACAAUGCCUCUGAUCCACCACAGAAGUCCUUAAAUAAUAUGGAAGCUUCCACUGGUGCUGAUGAAGCCAUAGGCAUACUUGAAAUCCAAUUUGCUGUAAAUUCCUGUGUUGUAGACAGCUUUAGCAUUGAGAGAGGUCAAAAGAACAAUUGGAUAGGAGUCUUAACUGAGCUCAACAUAUUGGAGCUGAAUUGGCCUUUUAACACUCGACAUUUUUAACCCUGUGUUAAAUUAACAUAAUCCUAGGUUAUUAGGGCUUUUCACACUGCACUUAAUCCAGGGUUAAUGUCUUUUAAAACCCCGCUUUUAACCUGGGGUUAAGCAAUGUUUCACACUUGUAAUUUUGAAAGGGGGUUAGCAUCUGUGGCAUUUUUCAUAAGACGAAAGACAAAGGUGAUUUGCUUGGCGACAUUUACACAGGUCCACUGACAGGUUGUGGGUCCGUCGCAAGCUGUAUUCAUCUAAUCAUUGUUACUGACACAGAAAAUAUGCAAAUAAGAAACUUUACUUAGGGUUUACGAAUGUACAUUGUGAAACAUCGGAACGUGAAUACCCAAAAUUAAUUAUUAACCCAGGGUAUGAACAGUAAGAAACAUGAAAACCCAGGAUUUCGUUUACCAGGGGUUUAGAAUGAAAAAGGGUGAAAGUGUGAAAAACCCUAUUGUGUGCUAUGUUUCACACUGUUCAUCUGUACUCUAACCUGGGUUUGGUCAGAACAAACUGAAAUUAAAAACAUUUUGUUUUUUAGUCCCCGUUCAAAAUUACAAGUGUGAAUGCAAUGUUGCUUCACCUAGGCUUAACACAAGGUUAAAAACAUUUUUUAUCAAGGGUUUAGCUUAGUGUGAAAAGCCUCACUGAGCCAAGUUGACCAACAAUUUUGAAGGCUUCAAUUACUAAGGUCUCAGACCCAGGCUAGCCCAAACAACUUUCACUGAGUGUUACUAUAACAGCCGCAUCCUGUAUAUAAUAAAUAUAAUUUUAACACGUUGUGUGCAUUGUGUCACCAUUGCUGUUGCUCAAAGAGCGAAUCAUUAUGAGGACACUUAGGCUUAGCCUAUACUGUAAAGGUCCUCUGCCCUUAUGUGUAUGCACUAAUAAAUAAGUUGUAAUGCA
This is a messenger RNA of Myxocyprinus asiaticus (Chinese sucker), 6825 nucleotides long. RefSeq names its product kinesin-like protein KIF26B. Gene Ontology annotation, molecular function: microtubule binding; microtubule motor activity; ATP binding. The record is from RefSeq and is a predicted model, not a curated record. The transcript is spliced from 15 exons. NCBI's taxonomy places the organism in Eukaryota, Metazoa, Chordata, Actinopteri, Cypriniformes, Catostomidae. Gene Ontology annotation, biological process: microtubule-based movement. The coding region runs from base 147 to 5654 and encodes 1835 amino acids.